AUGAACGCAACAGGAAGCCACGUAUCUGCCAGCUUUUCAGGACAAGCGGAAUCUGCACAACUCUCACACGCGAGGAGUGAUCUCAUCGAGCCAGGACACACGACGCUGUUGCGACUGCCCAAUGGCGAGGUCCGAAGUAUCAAACUCGACGGGCACAGUAAUAUCAGUCUCGGAAGAUUUGGUUCGUUCGCGGCGAAUGAGCUUAUUGGGCAAAGUUAUGGGCUGUCGUUCGAAAUCGACAACAAGAAAUUGAAACUCAUGAGACCCCCGACAAUACAAGAUCUCGAGGAUACGGAGGCAACUAACGAACUCAUCAACGAUGGACAAUUCGUGCAACCUCUAACAUCCGAGGAGAUAGACACAUUGAAAAAAUCUGGUGUUCAUGCAUCGGAAAUAAUCAAGAAACAAGUAGAGAUGCACGCUACGUAUGCUUUGAAAACGGAAUACAGCAAGGAGAAGUACAAGAAACGCAAGGAGGCCAAAUACGGCAAAUAUUUUACUGUCGUGGAGCCGACCUUAUUCAAUAUCUGCGAAUACUGGUUUGCCAAGGACAAGACUCGAACCCGCGAAAUCCGUAUAGAUACAUUGUCCCAAAUGAUUACGCUAUGCAAUAUACGUCCGGAUGGUCGGUACCUUGUCGUGGACGAUGCAGGUGGUAUGGUCGUUUCUGCAGUGCUGGAUCGUAUCGGAGGUAUCGGUCGAAUAUUCACAAUCUGUGAUGUCGAUUCUCCGCCUACCUACCCCGUCUUGACCCACAUGAAUUAUCCCAAAAAUGUCCUUGACUCUGUCAUAUCCUCGCUGAACUGGUUAACUCUCGAAGAAGAUUACAUUCCAGGUACGCUGGCUUCUGAGGAUCAUGCGAGCCAGGCCAAAUCUGAGAAGCAAAAAUCGCGCCUGAAUAAGCGGAAAGCUGCUGCCGAUACGCUCCAAGGCCUUCGUGAAGAGCUAUAUGCAGGUGGUUUUGAUGGACUUCUGGUAGCGAGCGAAUACGAUCCGCUGUCGAUCAUGGACAAGCUCUCGCCAUAUCUAGCUGGCUCGGCGUCUAUAGUGGUUCAUAACCCUUACAUGCAGAUUUUAGCGGACCUCCAAGGCGAGCUACGCGGAAAGCCACAAUACUUGGGACCUACCGUGUCCGAGAGCUGGACACGCCGUUAUCAGGUACUUCCUGGCCGAACUCAUCCAUUCAUGACUACGUCCGGAUCAGGCGGUUUUUUGUUACAUACAAUCAAAGUGUAUGUGCAUCAUUGUGCGCCUGAUAACCUCACCUUACGGUCGUGGGUAGAUACGACGACCCGUCAGCGAAUUCCAUCAUGGCCUAUCGCGUGA
Punctularia strigosozonata HHB-11173 SS5 is the source of this 1326-nucleotide messenger RNA. Its product is annotated as Gcd10p-domain-containing protein. The record is from RefSeq and is a predicted model, not a curated record. The coding region runs from base 1 to 1326 and encodes 441 amino acids. Gene Ontology annotation, cellular component: tRNA (m1A) methyltransferase complex; nucleus. NCBI's taxonomy places the organism in Eukaryota, Fungi, Basidiomycota, Agaricomycetes, Corticiales, Punctulariaceae. Gene Ontology annotation, biological process: tRNA methylation. The transcript is spliced from 10 exons.